AUUGUUGAUUUUUGUUGCAUUUCUCGGGCGAGUUGCUGCGCGAUGAUUCCGGACUCAUCUGCGUAAAAAACGACUGUGUGUGGCAGUGCUUUAUAGUGACUGACUGGUGGUGGUAUGCUGUGAAUCCGUCCGGGCGCGAGAACUGGAUGCCGGUGGCGGAAAAUGCCCCUGCGGUGUGCAUCGCACGUGCACGAUGCGCACAACGGAGGCCGCAGUUCCAUCUUCGAAGCGGACGCCGGUCACCGUAAUUGCCGCAGUAGAAGCAUCAGGAGAAGCCUCCUUCGCGGUCACAUCUCACGCACGAGCACCAGCAAGAUGCCCGCUUAGAGCUCACAAGCAGGCGCGUUCAAUCGCGAGACGCAUUUUUCCUCACAUCCACACCCCACUACAGUGAUGGCCUGUGUAAGCGGCGUCCCGUGCUCAAAGUACCAGACGCGCUCUCUGAAGCGCGCUCUCUCCAGCGCCUGUUCGUUUGACACAAGCGAAGAUGCGCUGCAAACGGAGUUUCAUGAGAUGUUCCGACUUCCUUUGGAGCGGAGAAAACACGGCAAGAAAUCCAAGAAGAAAACACCGAAAGAAAGAAGAAAGCUAAAGAACAAGGCCACAGACAUCCAGCCAUGGAGGAGUCCAGUCUUGGAAAUCCAGGGAAAUCCCUCUCCCUUUGCUGUCUUCACCAAUGUGCGACAGUGUAUCCUUGUGAAACAUCUGCAGGACUCUGCCAGGCACUUCUAUUGGAUUACGGCUCCACAGUCUGCAAUGCUGCUCCACGCCCUCGACUCCGAUUCGGAGAACGAAGGUGACGGCACUGCAGACAGCGCAGAUGCCGUACAGACUGUGCCUCGCAUUGUGGGUGUUGGCCUCUGCACUGUGUUUGAGCUGAUUCGAGAGAGCCGUUCAGCGCAGCCAGCAUUCUGUCUGUCAGUUCUUAGGGCGCUGCUGGAUGUUCUUCAAGGCCAGCAGCCUGAAGGAUUUCGUUCAGAGCCCCCGGAAGUACUUGACAAGAUGUUUGAUCUCUUGCUGGACAUCGCGACUACGCCGAAUGCGUCCAUGCCAUAUGGUCAAGCGCACUCGAGCAACAGCGAGGUGCUGUCACAGCUGACUUCAAACGCAUGUGCCUGCUUGCUCAGCCUUGUGGUGGCCACAGGAGACACGUCCAAGAUACUCUGCGCUGCAGCUGCUCUGCUCAUGAGUCCACAGAGUCCUACGGCUGAGGAAUUCCCCAUGCCAAGCAUUCUAGUGGCAAUGCAAAAGAGUGUUCAAGCAGUGUUGUUGGGAAAAGUUCAGCGCCCCAGCUGGUUCAGUCAUGGAAUUCCAAGGACAGCGCACUGUGGAACAUUUUCCUUGCACUUGCCAAAGUCUUCCCCUUUUGCUAAACACAAAGGUCAUUGCACCAUUGCAUGUGAUGGCAAGUUCCUUUAUCUGUUCAGGCAAGGUGUUUUGUACAAGCUGGGAACUGGGUUUGGAGGAACAGUCAAGGGGGAGUUCAUUGCUAGUCAACAGCUGGAUGGAGCAGGGUGGAUCGGAGUUGUACAGGAUUACCUUUACAUCCACCAUUCCUUAGGUCGAAUUAAUGAAUUUUUGAAAGUGGACAAGCACACCCUUCGAGUGGAAGGUGUCGUCACCCUUGAAGAAGACUUAGGCCAGAGUGUGUACUUCAGUGACGGAGACAUUUUAGGUCUGAUAACGGCCACACGAGACAACGGUGUUGUGGUCCGCACAGUUAGGCCGUCAGCCUUGCCCAUGACCUGCACAGUUGAACUGAAUUUAAAGUUAUCACGCAAAUGUGUUGAAAUCUUUGGAUCUGGUGUCUUCAACGAAGAAACUGAAGAUUGCCUUCUUGACUUGGGAUGUGAAGAGGAACCUGUGAUCAUCACCAGUGGCAAAGAAUUUGCUCUUGUGAAGACAGCCUCUGGAAAGGUCCUCUACACGGGCAAGGCUCAGAGUAUUGGCAUCAAGCAGACUACUCCAACUGGCAAAUGGGCUGAACUGCCGAUCACAAAAUGCCCCAAGAUAGCCGACUGCUCGGUGGGGCACGAUGGCACCCAUGCCCUGCUGGUUUCUGAGAAUGGGGCAGUGUUCUUCGUGGGCAUUCCUCGACGAGGGGAGGACGGAGAAGUCGGAAAAGGCAGGCGUCAACCCAAGUCUGUGAAGCCCAAGAAGAUGUUGAAGAUGGAGGGUCGCUUUGUGGUUUCAUCUGCCUGCAAUAACGGUACCAGUGCCUUGAUCACCCGCAGUGGCGAGCUGUUCCUCUUUGGGAAGGAUGCCAGCCACGCUGAUGACAUGACAGGUCUAGUGACUGGCCUCAAGGAUGUGGCUAUUAGCCAGGUGGCUUUAGGAAAAGCUCACGUGGUGGCCUUGUCGACUGAUGGCCGUGUUUAUACCUUUGGCAUGAACAAUCGUGGCCAAUGUGGCCGUGAGUUUGCCUAUCCACCAAGCAAAGAUGUGCACCACAUGGCUGUGGUUGUGCCUGAGCCAGCAAGCCUUCUGGCAGAAUCUGGCUUACGGGCUGACGAAGCUGCUCACCAUGCGAGACAUAUUGUAGCAGAGGAAGAGGAGGAGGACGAGGACGAUGAAUCUGAAGAACAGGACAUGAUAUGUCCACCUGGCGGCCAUCGCUGGGGGGAUGGAAAGACGAGCAGCAAGCUGUGCACUGUCUGUGGAGAGUGCACAUUAUAUGGGACCAGCUGUACAUCUAUUGGGGAGCCUGACCGUCAGCCGGGCAAGACCUGUGGCUGUGAUGAGGGAGACUGCGGAUGUUUGGACUGUGGCUGCUGUCGAGCGUGCGCCACCGAAGACGACUACGAUGCCGAGCUAGUCGCUUGGAAUCGAGCGGCAGCACCAGCGGCUGAUGGCAGAGUGGCAGUUGGAGGUGCUGGUGUUCGUGGUUUAGGUGGUCCAUUGCUGGACAACAAGCAGGCCAAAGUGAUAAUCUUUGACGUGCGGUACGGAGGACGGGUGGGGGCAAGGCUUGAAGACAAAUUUCAGAGGAGUCUGGAACAGUUCCGCUUUCACCAUCGACGGAAACCAGGUGGCCACUUGCUGAAGGCAGCCAAGGGCUCCCCAGGGGGCAACUCCUUGAACCCAUACCGGUCGGUUGGCAGCUCACGAAAUGAUGGCGCAGAUGUUCGAGACGUGGCAGGGCAGCAAGCAGAAGAUGCUGUCAGCAGUGAUCCUGAGCGUGAACCAUCCAAGGUAACUCCUCUGUCUCCGGCUGAACUGGUGCUUCCUGUGGACAUCCCCGCUAUGCAGGUUGCCUGUGGCCUGCACCACACAGUGGUGCUUCUGCAUAAUGGACAAGUGCUCACAUUUGGCAGCAAUCAGCACGGGCAGCUGGGACACGGGGAUCUUGUUCUUCGGGGCUCACCGACUCUAGUCUACUCGUUGCCAACAAUCACGCAAGUCGCAGCAGGAAACACUCACUCUGUGUUCCUUACUGCAGGUGGACAAGUCUACACAUGUGGAAGCUAUCAGAAUGGCCAGCUGGGCCGGGAUAUGUGUGACGAAAGCUUACGACGUCUCAGCAGUGGGGGAGAGGGGCACAGUCUCUGGCACGCUGUACCCCGCGCCAUACCAGGCAUUGGUGUUAAGCGCGGCCGCAGGGCCACAUGGAUUGGUGCCUCUGGUGACCAUACGUUUGUCAAGCUGGAAGAGAUCCUCACUAGUGCCUCAAGCCUGUCUCAUUGCAGCUUGAUUGCCAACCGUAGCUGCCUUGGAAUCAUUUCAAGAGACACUGAACAAGCAUCCAAGUUCAAAUGCCUAAUGAUCAACCGUGUUGACGGCACCAGCAAAGGGUUUAACUCGGCAAACCAAGUGGACCUCAAAAACCAUGCCGUCUGCCUUGACAGCGUCUACAAUAUCGUGUGGAGCUUCAACCAAAAGACGCUCGAGUUGAGCUGGUACAGCAUUGUGUGGAGUGAGGCUGUGCCACUGCAGACAUCACCUGAAGGCCUUUCGGACCAAGCUGUUCGGCUGCCACUGUUCUUAGGUCCCGAGCUGAGCCUCCCAGGAGUUGCAGGGUACCCCGUGGGGCGUUGUCAGGCAGCGCUCAACUUGCUUGGAGCUCUCGAUCUGCUGACAGCUGCCCAGGAGAGGGACCUCGUUGUACGUGAAGAUAUUGAGCAGGCACGCCAGCAAAGUCUUGCUCGAGCAUACACCCGUGAAGACUUCUCCAUUGUUAACCGCUUUGAGAGCCAUGGUGGAGGGUGGGGCUACUCGGGACAUUCGGUGGAGGCUAUUCGUGUUAUGGCUGACACUGACAUUCUACUUGGAGGAGUGGGCCUUUUUGGUGGCCGUGGCGAGUACACUGCCCUUAUCAGGAUUUUUGAUGUUGGCACAGAUGGUGGUGACCAGGAAACAGAUGGUGAGAUGCUCACUGAGACGGAGGAGAUACCCUAUGAGUGCGGCGCAAGGCAAAAGUACCCCAUACUGUUUGAGGAGCCGAUUCUGCUGCAAGCCAACAGGUGGUAUGUUGUGUGGGCCCAUGUUUCGGGUCCAAGUAGCGACUGUGGUUCGAGUGGCCAGUCUGUCGUCACAACUGAAGAUCAAGUUGUCUUUUACUUCAAGAGUUCCAAAAAGUCCAACAAUGGAACAGAUGUCAACGCUGGACAGAUUCCACAGCUUCUUUACCGGGUCAUUACACCAGACGUGCAAGCUUCAGGCCAGCCUGCAGACCAGUCUGAAUCCGUUACUAUCUUGAGCCACAAGUUCUCCAAAACAGUCACUUUGGAAUGCUUCCAGUCUUUGCUGAAAUUGCUGAACUGGGGCUGGAAGGCGUUCAGGGCAGGCAUAUGCGAGCUUGCUGACGGCCCAUCAGCUUCUUUGGGCAAGGCUCUGCUUUUAGACCUGCGACGAUUGCUCUACAUUUGUGCGGCAGCCUUGCACCUGCUUCGCAUAUACAUCAAUGAGGUGUACCCCAUUGGACCUCUGACCAAGAAGGUGCAGCCUGAGUCAUCACGAAUGGCAGAAUGUGUGGCAGACACCCAGAGCCUUCUAAGUUGCAUCCUCUCGGGAGGCAUCAGCCUGCCAGAAGAUGCUGAGGGCCUUCUUGGAAGAGGGGCUGCUAUGCAGACGACACUGCUGGAGGAAUGUGAAGCCACCUUCAUGGCCUGCUACCAUGCCUUCUACCCAAGCACCACACUCAAGUGGCGUGGCCUCUGUGAACUUCUUGUUGACCCUGCCCGGCGCAGUGGUCACGACUGCGGUGACCGACUCCUGGCAGCCGUGCUGUCUUCGCUCUGUUCUCCUGCUGCUCAGCUGACCAGCCUGCUACCACCAAGCUUGGACAGAGAGACUCGGCCCUGUGUUGAGGGGCCUUGCUCACCAGAGAGCCCAAGUGCUGGGACUCAGCUUCCCGAUGCUGCAGACUCGUCCACUGUCUACCCCCUGCUUGUUGAAGUUGUUGCACGAAAGACACAGAAGGAAGGCUGCCACGCUGAUAAUUGUAGCUUCAAAGAUGUCCUGGAGCGUCUGCUGAGUAUCGUGAUUGCUCCCGUGCAGAGUGCACUGAAACACGAUGCAGAGAAACCGUCAGUGAAACUUGUGUCCAGUACAUGCGCUUUUCUUUCUGCUGUGGUUGCUGAACUGUCAUCUCAGACUAUAGGCUGUGCGGUGGAUGUACAGCGCGCCAGCCGACAAGCACUGCACUGCACUCCGUCUCGAUUCUCACGGGUCUGCCAGAAUCGAACGUGGAACACUGGAAAUGGUUCUCCAGAUGCCAUCUGCUUUAGUGUUGACAGACCUGGAGUGCUUAUUGCUGGUGCUUGCAUUUAUGGUGGAAUUGGCAAUGAGUGGCGAUAUGAAUUUGACAUCCUUGACGACACUGGUGCAGUUGGAGAGCUGCCUCAGAUACACAGAUGGAAGCCGAUUGCCGAGGUUCACGGCUCGUUUGGGCAAGAAGAUUGCUUCUCAGACGUGGCAGAAGUGAAGUUUGAUCGUCCAAUUGCCAUCAAGGAAAACACAAAGUACGCUCUGAGAUUGAAAAACCAUGGUGCCAGGACAAAUAAUGGUGAUGGUGGAGUGACUCAGGUGAAAGGACCCGACGGCACUACGUUCACCUUCAGCGACAGCUCCCUGAGUUUCAAUGGCACCAACCACACCAGAGGACAGAUACCUCAGAUACUCUACUACAGCACGCCUCAUGACACAGAAAGCCAGCAAGCGAUGCGCGACCUUAUGGAACUGCAAGCUCGUCGCAAUGUACUCAACAUCUGUGGCACUAUUGUCAAGGCUAGUGCACAGCUGCUGUCUGAAGCUGCUGCUGAGCAAGAUGAUGAAGUGGUUCAUAAAAUUGGGUCCUCACACCUGAUGACGCAGUUGCUUCCAUUGAUACUUGCUCACCUUUGCCCAGUUGCCUCAUGUGACUCACAGAGCGCUGUUGAGGUUCUUGACUUAGUCCAAAAGCUGCUAAAAUGGGUGUCUACGCUGAACCAGAGGAACGCACCAACCAAACAAGCUGAUGCAUUAGUACCCAUGGAUGGAGGCAUUGGCCCUGCUCACUAUGCAGUGGUGGAGAGUGAUCACCCAUACAAGCCAGCCACUGUUUUUGUGUCCAAGGUCAAGUUCACACGCAGUGUGCGCUGGAUGGCACUAGAGUUUGACCCACGGUGCAGCACCACCCAGAAGGAAGACAGUCUCCAGUUGUACAUUCCAAGUCAUAAUGGCCUGGGUCAUGCAAUAAGCAUAGGUCGUGGCGAUGAGGGUGAUGAAGAGGCCAGCACCCCUUUCUGGCCAGUCCUGCAGCGUUUUUGCAGAACAGAGUGGCCCUUAGCAGCUACCAUUCUCCCAGGGAACGAGCUGGUGUUCUCACUUGAGACUGCUUCGGACUGUGCCAAGGACAACAAAGCCAGCUCCUCGUAUGGCUUUCGGUGCCAGGUCACUGGGUACGAGGGAGUCUUUCCUGGUUCAGCAGGAGGCCUGCUUCAUCUUGAAAAGGAGCUGUCAUAUCUUGGCGGCAUGUGCGCUGCUUCUCUGCUACGUCGGGACCUCAUCCUCCCGACAGUGUUGCCAAGUGAUGUGGAAGAAGACAUGGAGGUAGCAGAACCCCUUGCACGGCAGGUGUUUAGCAGCCACUCGGCAUUGCUCUCGCGUGGCUUUGCUCUUGCACAUCUGCCCACAAUUCAGCAAGCAUUGGAAGGUUCACUGUCGUUCAAUGACCGCUCGAAUGAACGACCUUUCCUUCAUGACUUUGUGUCCUGCACGCCUGGAACAAGUGGGGGCCGGCUUGCAAGGUGGCUACAGCCGGAAUGCUGUGUGGACCCGAAGCAGUGCGAAUUGAUCUGCAGCCAGGAGGAGCUCAAAUGCGGGUGGCCAUCACUCAUCACAGUCUUUACGAGAGACCAGUACGGAUACUUGGUGCAUGUGCCCAAUAUGAAGGUGGAAGUGAGAGCAGUGCCUAUGAAUGCCUACAACCAGGAGCACGUUCCUUGCUCAGCAACAGCUGGCUCAAGUGACCAAACUGGCCUCCUGACCUUUGGUGGUCACCCACCACCAUCGCUGGAUGUACCUUACGAAGUCACUGUGAGGGACAAGAUGCUCUACUAUGCCAUCACCACCAUGAGGCAAUAUCAGGACUACUCCUUUGAAGAGCUGCGCUUUGUUUCUCCAACCAAAAAGCGGCUCAUUGAGAACAUGCUCGUUUGUGCUAACGACGAUGGCACAUACACGGCCAACUGGACACCAGGCUCUGUCGGCUGGUACCUACUGCAUGCCAUCAUUGAUGGCUUUGAAAUUGGGAGUUCCCAGUGUCGGCUGGUGGAAGUGAAAGAACCACCACAGGGAUUGGUGAUUCCUUCUAAGGGUGUGUCACAAAAGUCAUCGCAUCAGCCCAACAAGAUGCGAAAGUUCCAGGCCAAGUACAGUGCUGGCCUAAGAAUUCGCAGCCAUCCUUCCUUACAGAGCAAGCAGAUUGGUGUGGUGCAGGUGGAUGGAAUCGUCACCUUUGUGGAUGAGUUGCACAACGAUGAUGGCGUUUGGGUUCGGCUGAGUCCCGAAACCAUCAAGACCUACUGCAAGAACGGGUACUCCGAGGCCUGGUGCUUGCAGUACAAUCAGCACAUAGGGAAAACUCUGCUGGUCCCUUUUGAUGAACCAAAGGCAGCCCGUGAGGAAUACUUUAGUGAGAGAAGCAGUGGUUCACCCAAGAAGAAAGAGUUGAAAGAGCCAAAACAGCAGUCAGCUCAGGUUCAGCAGCAGCAGCAGCACCAUCAUCAACAGGAGCAGCAUAAACUGCAUCAACAGCUGCAGCAUCAACAGCAACAGCAAAAGCAGCAACAAAAGCAACAGCAGCACCAGUCGCUCCAGCACCAGCAACCACCACAUCCACAUGAUGUGAUUAGGCAUGGGCCUGGAAUGUACCAAGUGGCAAUUUGUGGAGCUGCCGGACACAAUGUACGAAGUAAGCCUAACCUCAAGGCACCUCCGAUUGGGAUGCUUGCCAUGGACAGCACAAUCAUUGCUUCUGAAGAGGUAUUCAACUCUGAAGGUGUAUGGCUGCGUUUGAACAAGGACAGCUUGCAGAGGCACAAUCUUGGAAAGGAGGGUGAGGCAUGGACAUUGGCCCGGACGGCUGCCCAUGUGGUCCCUGAGGUGUGCUACCUUCGCCACGAGUCUGAAGUGAUGCAAUCGGGUGACAGCGAUGAUGACUCGGCUGGCGCAUGUGGCCACAGGUGCUCUCAGGCUGCUGCGUUAUCAUCAUCGACAGUGCGAUCACGUGGCUACAACUUUGGCAUGCCCGUCUCUGUGACUGCUGACAGGGCAAUUUCUGGGUGUGCAAAUGCAGUGCAAGGCCUAUUCACAUUUGGGAGUGGUACCUCGGAUCCUGAAGGUGGUUCAUCUGGAUCCGCUAGCCCUUUUGUAUUCGGGUCUCCUGCUUCGACUCCAUCCACAUCGACAAAUGCGCUUGCUGAUUCUGAACAUACUGGACCUGCAUCCGAACGAUCCGAGGCUCCUACUUCAAGUGGGUCCUUCGCAGGAGGAUCCUCGCACUUGGCUUCACGACGGCGAACGAGUGCAGAUUCAUCGCCCCCUCCCACACGAGCAGUUCCGCCUGAACUUCGGGGAGUCUCGGUUAGGGACCUGGUUCGUGCAAUAGGAGAGAGUCGUGCCAAUGGAAACGGCGCUACACCACCCGGAACACCGCCAGCAACACCACCAGUCCGGCGGAGGAGAUCAUCUGCCAACUCCAAGCCAGCUGCCUCAAGUCCAGUACCAAUUCCUGGUGUGACAGUGCCUUGCUCAUACUCGGACACUGUGCUUGGGCUGUCAGAAGGUGUGUUAAGCCACUCAGGGUCUCAAGCCCAAAUUGAGAGUGCCAGGAGUGCUACCCCAUCUCAGGGAAGCCUUACUGAAUCGGGGUCCUUCUCCAAGCAUUCUGUCUCAUCACCACGAAGAGCAUCGAUUCAAAGUGAAAGCAGCGUCAGCUCUCAUUUGGGCAGUUUCCUUCGUGAACUUCGGGACACCUCAGCAACUGGCUGUAUAGGUUGCAUCACACAGCGAACUACAGACAGUCCCCUAAGCACACCUGGCACUCCGAAAAAGGAGAGCCUUUCACCAACUUCAUCAUUGAAGUCAUUCACUCAGACAGGAACUCAGACCAGUCCUGAAGGAGGACCAACCUCAAGUGUUAAAGGCCACUUCAGCAUUGGCAGCAACUCAAGCCGCGACGAGAGCCCACGCAUCUCUCCAAAAAUGUCCCGGAGGGAGCGCACUAGUUCCAGCGGCACACGACACGUGCUUCGGGGAAAGAGGGAGCGUGUUCAUUCAGAGCAUACAGAACGUCCUGCUGUUGCUACAGAGAGUUUUCGCCAGGGUCUGGCCCCUUCUGUGGCAGAGUGCCUGAGGGCCGUCUUCUGCGCUUUCCUAUGGCACGAAGGUGUGGUUCACGACGCUAUGGCAUGCGCCUCAUACCUCAAGUUCAAUCCGGACCUUCGAAAGAGCAUCACAAAGAGAACUGUGACGGCGGCACCACUGACAAAAGAACAGAAGGCUCGUUUCCGGCAUUCUGUGGAAGUAACUUCACCGAGCCUGCUGCAGUUGCAGCAGCUGGAAGCACUGCAGUCCAAUGAGCCAUUGAAUGAAAACAUGAAAUCAAAGAGUGCGUUUGCUCCGGCCACUUCUGAACAGGUCACACAAGGAGGAAGUUCCAUGCAGGAAGAUGUGGCUACAGACUUGCCUCGUGCCCUGCGCUUUAUUGUACUCCUCUGGGAGCAGGUGACUGGCGUUUGCAAACAGGCUAUCAAAGACCAGGUGGUCCUUCCAAGCCUUUUCUCAGUCAGAAAAAACAUUAAGCACGUUGAGCAGGCACUCGUCAGGGGAUCAGAGCGACAGAAGUCGAAGAAAAAACGGAACAACUCUUCAUCAGUGGUAAAUGGUCGUGCCACUAGUGCAGUCGGCGGCGCAGUCGGUAGUGAAAAGGAAGCAACAUGCGAGCUCUGUGGACUUUCCUUUGUGCCGGCAUCCCAGUACCAGAACAAACAGGGUCAUUCCGGAUGUGGCGACGGUGCUGGCAUAAGGAGCUUUGGUGCUGGCUCAGGGAGUCACCUGUGUGGUGGUUGGACUGUCGGCUACGGCGAGAGCAGAACAUCAACCAGUGGCUGGCAUCACCUUUGUGAUAGGUGCAGGGAAAAACUGUGCCAGGCAAGCGGAGGACAGCGUACCUCCCUUGGAGGCCGUCACCGCAGUAGUUCCAUUUCUGCUGCUGCGCGAGUUGCAUCCCCUGCGCAAGACACAGUUCACCACAACAUAAAGAACAAUGCCAUGUUUCUGCUGGAACUGUCCAGCUCUGGAAUGAAGUCUCGGCGCAGUGGGCUUCCAAGCCUAGCUGAAGCAGACAUGCUGCUGCCACCCAACCAGUUUGCUACAUCUGGCCCCAUUCAAUACUUCAACAUGCUGGGACUCUCUCUUGACGCACUGUCGUUUGGGGAUGAUUUUGUGCCAUCUGAACCGGGCACAUCAAGUUCACAAACUGCAGAGGUCGAUGCUGAGUCAGUGGCUGCCCUUAAUGGAAAUGAAGCAGUAGAAGACACCUUUGCAAGUGAGAGGAGUGACGAAGCUGGAUUGGGUCCUACUGUUACUGUAAGAGGUGGUGGCAGGGUGUUUCAUCGAUCGGUCUCUGUGGGGCUAACGCACUUGGACUGGGCAGAAAAAGAUCUUGCAGAGGUGGCCAUUCAAGAAGCAAGGGCCUUAGUAAUCCCACGAAAAAGGAACAACAGCAGUGGAAGUGAAGGCAUGUCAUCCAUACUGUGCCAGCCAUCAGCAGCCCUUACAAAGCUGGUCUCAGUGGAGCCUGAAGCCUGUGCUACUGACCUGACUGUUCAACGGCCAGUCAUGCAGUUUGUUCUUCAACGCCAUGACCUUGAGAACAUGCGCUUUGCCAUUCAGCAGUCGCUCAGGAAGGCUACUUGCCGUAUCUAUGCCAUGCAGGCGUUCAACUGGCUGCUGCGCAACGUCACUCAGUCCACCUGUUUACACGACCUUCUGUGGUGCCUGGUGGCAGCCAUGUCUCCUCCCGUUCUGGAGAAGCCGGAGGAACAUCCCCAAGGCAAAGAGGAUGCAGGGCACAAGAAAGAGGCCAUAGAACAGGACAAGGAGGCCCCUUGCGAGCACCCACUCUCGGACAUGUCGCUGGCUGGUGAAGCAUGCCUUGGGCCAUUACGGUCGGCUUUCCACACCCUGCUUCAGACAAUAUCAGACCUGAUGGUGUUCCUACCUGUCGGAUCAUCCCUGCAGCAGAUGGCCAUGCAGUGUUGGCGUCUGCGCUUCAUGCCAUCAGACCAUGCCUUUCUGCACCGCAGCCACGUGUUCUCCAACAUUUCCCGUAUUCUCUCCCAUACCGAGGAAGAAGCGGCAGCACCAUCUGAGCUGUGUGCUGUAGCCGGCACAUCGGCAUCUGCACCAUCAGACAUGGAACAUGUGUCAUCCCAUCAGCCUGAAUCACCGACAAGGAUCGAAGUGCUGCGUGACCUUACCCCAUUGGUGAAACUGAGUGCCUCAAGUCGGCCGGGCAUGGCAAACAGCCUUUAUGACAACUCCACAGAAACGUUCUGGGAGUCUGGCGAUGAGGAUCGCAACAAGACCAAGGUUCUCACGCUUGCCUGUAACCCUGAUAUGAUGCCAACCAUCGUGUGUGUCUACGUGGACAACUCCAGAGAUUCUUCGUACAAAGUGAACAGCAUCACCUUCAAGUUUGGCCCAAACCUGGAGGAGGUGCAGAAGCUAAAGCAGAUGGAUGUGGAGGGCCAAUUUCAAGGCUGGCUAAGCUGUGUCCUGCCAGAGUCCAUUCACAUUGGCCCCAGUGGGUCUGUGUGGCGGCUGGAGCUGCGAGGACCUGAGAACACCUUGCGGAUACGUCAAAUAAAAGUUCUGGGCCAUGGCCCUGGGUCGGGCACACAUAACCACGGCGAGUGCCGCUCCCUCUGCAUCCAGCAGCGCAACUGUGAAGCUGAGACGCUUCGAGUGUUUCGUCUUCUCACUUCUCAGGUCUUUGGUAAGCUUCUUGGAGGAGACGCAGAAAGUCCUGAAGAGGACGUACCAGCAAGGCCAGUUGGCGACGAGGCCACCAGUCCCGAGAGGCCAGAAACGAGUAAUGACCUCAAAGAGCACAUGGUCGGCAUUCUGUUCAGCAGAAGUAAGCUGACCCACCUCCAAAAGCAGGUGUGCUCACACAUUGUGGCUGCCUUGCGGAAGGAGGCACGCCGUGUGCGCGAGGAGUGGGAGGCCCUGCUGUGCAGUCCGCAACCAAGCCCUCCACAGAGGACCGCAGCCGCCAUGGCUGGUGGCAGUGGAACGAGCAGCCACAUGCCUGCCAUAGGUGGCAGUGGCGGGGACACUUACUGCUUCGAGAUGCUCUCCAUGGUGCUUGCUCUCAGUGGGUCGGCUGUUGGGCGUGCCCACCUCUCGCAGCAGGCUGGCCUGUUGCGCGACAUCUUCAGCCUGCUUCACACUGGCUCAGCCCGAGUCCAACGGCAGGUGACCAGCCUGCUGCGCCGGGUGCUUCCUGAAGUUCCUCCACUCACGCUUGCUGCAGUACUCGGAGUGCUUAACCUGCCACCCAGCGAGUACGGCUUGCCUCCGAGCAGCAGCACCAGUCCUAGUGCCGACAGUGUCGAAGGCGCGGCUCCUUUGGACAUUCAUCGAGUGGGCUUACUAGAUGUUCUGCUGGCGUGCGUGGCAAAGGCACUGACUCUGCAGGCACGAUCCAAGGGAGGUCGCUCACAAGCCACCACACUGGCCACAGCCAUUCACCCAAGGGACCACCUGGGAGCCCGGUGGUGGCUGCGGGGUACCACGGCCAGAAAGCUUGCACAAGGCAUCGUGCAGCUUCUAAGAGACAUGGCAGCUGGUAAGCUUACAGAAGCCUGGGCCAGGGUGACCAAAGGAGCCAUUGCUGAAAACAUUCUCAACUUGACCAAACUAGCUGAGAAGUACAGGACACCUGCAGAAUGCCUCAAGACACCCACGUUGUGGCUGGCAUUGGCCUCUCUCUGUGUCCUUGACCAAGACCAUGUUGAGAAGCUUUCAUCAGGCCAGUGGGCCAAAAGCCGUGGUGAUGGACUUCAGGCUCCUCCCAGGCCGACAUGUGACAACCAUGACGAUGGAGAAACCCCAGCUAUCAUCUUGUGCAAUGUGUGCGGAAAUGUUUGUGCAGACUGCGACCGCUUCUUGCACCUCCAUCGCAGGACAAAAACACACCAACGCCAGGUGUUCAAAGAGGAGGAGGAAGCCAUCAAAGUGGACCUGCAUGAAGGGUGUGGUCGCACCAAGCUCUUCUGGGUGAUGGCAUUGGCCGACUCCAAAACACUCAAGGCCAUGGUGGAGUUCCGGGAAAAUUCACGAGGAAAGUCAGCAUCAGUGCCCACAGCUGGAAUUUGUCGCUUUUGUGGGGCCCCUGGGGCAACUGGACUCCUCUCAGCAGCAGUCACUUGUGCUGACUGUCGGGAGCACGCAGCUAACGCCUGUUCCAAGACGCAUCCCUGUGGUCACCUAUGCAAUGGUAUUAGAAAUGAGACCACCUGCCUGCCAUGCCUCCAUGGCUGUGGUGCUGCCAAAGGGCUGCGCCAAGAUGCCGAUGACAUGUGCAUGAUCUGCUUCUCUGAGGCCCUCUCCUGUGCUCCAGCAGUUCAGCUCUCCUGUGGCCACGUUUUUCACUAUCACUGCUGCAAGACUGUGCUUUCACGAGGUUGGUCAGGACCAAGAAUCACCUUUGGCUUCUCCCUCUGUCCCAUCUGCAAGGCACCCAUGGAGCAUGCAGUGCUGAAGGAUCUUUUGGAGCCUAUUCGUGCGCUCUUUGAGGAUGUCAAGCGCAAAGCCCUUAUGAGGCUGGAGUACGAGGGGCUGCACAGAGCUGAGGCCAUCACCACACCUGGUGCUCGCUUUUACGACAACCCCGCUGGUUUUGCUAUGGAACGCUACGCCUACUAUGUUUGCUUCAAGUGCAAGAAGGCUUAUUACGGUGGUGAAGUGCGGUGUGACAUCGAGGCAGGCCCUGUGGACGAGUACAACCCGGCUGAACUUGUGUGCGGUGGCUGUUCUGACAUCUCAAGGGCACAGAUGUGCCCCAAGCAUGGGACAGACUUCCUGGAAUACAAAUGUCGCUACUGCUGCUCAGUGGCAGUGUUCUUCUGCUUUGGCACCACCCACUUUUGCAAUGCCUGCCACGACGAUUUUCAGCGGGUGGCCAACCUGCCCAAACAGCAGCUUCCUCGCUGUCCUGCUGGACCCAAGGCGAAGCAGCUAGAAGGAGAAGAGUGCCCUCUUCACAUCAAGCACCCACCUACGGGUGAAGAAUUUGCCCUAGGAUGUGGAGUGUGUCGGAACACACACACUUUCUAGAAAUCAUGUGAUCUAAGGAACACUUGGCUCAUUCAGGCUUUGUUCCUUUUUUUCUGGUCAUGUAUUAUAUAUGAAAAUAAUAUGCAAGGUUAUGCAUUGAC
Messenger RNA from Rhipicephalus sanguineus (brown dog tick), 14927 nucleotides. It is a transcript of the gene hiw, whose product is annotated as E3 ubiquitin-protein ligase MYCBP2. NCBI's taxonomy places the organism in Eukaryota, Metazoa, Arthropoda, Arachnida, Ixodida, Ixodidae. Bases 394 to 14826 code for a protein of 4810 amino acids. The record is from RefSeq and is a predicted model, not a curated record. Gene Ontology annotation, cellular component: nucleus. The transcript has 78 exons.